Anisakis simplex (herring worm) is the source of this 1143-nucleotide messenger RNA. The record is from the annotation of a GenBank genome assembly. Lineage: Eukaryota; Metazoa; Nematoda; Chromadorea; Rhabditida; Anisakidae.
AUGGUGGAACUGCAUCUAUCAGUGGUACCUGUUGCUUAUUGCUUGAUAAUGAUCAUUGGUGUUAUUGGCAAUGCAGCAGUUCUCAUUGUUUUUGCACUCAAUCGAUCGCUUCAUAAUAGUAGCGAUGGAGAAAGUGACGAAUUUUUCAGUACCAACACAUUGAUAACGAAUCUCGCAUUUGCGGACUUGAUGUUUCUGAUGUUUUGCGUACCAUUCACUGUGUACAGUUACGCUAAACCAUGGCCGUUUCCCGACGUGUUUUGCUACUUAACAAUUUAUAUGCAAUAUGUCACUGCUUAUGCGUCUGUAUGGACUCUUGUUAUUCUUGCUCUGGAUCGUUUUCUUUCGAUCGAAUUAAAUUUCCAGGCUGUUGUAUGCCCAAUAAGUGCAAUGCAACUCCGGAACAUGCGCAACGUUAUUCGCGCAUGUUCAUUGAUGUGGAUCUUGAAUUUGAUCUGCAAUUUAACAACACUGAGAAACGGUGGCGUUUUCAAGUAUGAAUUUGAGGGCAAACACUUGGGUACGUGUGUUGAUUCAAUUGCGAUUGCACUCACAUCAGCGACUAAGACUGAAGCAAUAAUAUUCUUCGUUGGUUUUAAUAUCGGCGCUUAUGUGAUGCCGUUAAGCAUUAUCUGCGUUCUCUAUGUGAUGAUGGUACGAAGUUUAUGGAGGAGUAAAGAGGGAUUUAGGAUAUCUAAAGAGGCGUUCAAAUUAAGACGUCGAAUAACAAAACUUGUUUGGGUGAUUAUUCUGACGUUCGCAAUUUGCUGGUUACCUCAGAACGUUCGAUUCGCUCUGAAAGCAUUCUAUUAUCCCGAACCAAUUUUUUGGGAAACCGAAGAGAGUAAUUUAUUCUUCGCUAUACAAACUUCCAUUCAAUUUCUCGCAUACGCCAAUAGAUUGGAUGGAACAGAUGACGGUGUUCGAAGACAUGUUUCAAAUAGCAUCAUAAUUAGCAAGAAGAUUAGUAAAAACCAUUAUUAUAGUUGUGUGAAUCCAAUAUUAUACGGUGCAAUGUCAGAAAGAUUUCGGGAUGCCUUUCGACAAUUAUGCCAUUGCAAACAAACUGAUUUAUUCGCAGAAGAGAGUCAUCUGUCACUGUAUAUAUCGGACGCGAGUGCCUCGGUUGGACGAAGUGGCUAA